GCUCGGAUGCAGUUGGAUGCCUUGCGGGGGUGUGUUGUGGUCCGCUUCUGAGAACUGGUUGUGGGAAUGAGGGUUAUCUGCUGCUGAUAAGGGACCCAUAUAAAAGGCUGCGCUCGGAUGAGACACUCACUGCCGGCUGGAGGGAGCAAGGACACCGUGCUGUCGGGGAAUUAGAAGAACCAUGCUGCUGCUCGCGGUCAUCGCAUCCGUUGCCAACGUGCUUUUUGCUGUUGGAGCUGUAUGCAUACCCCUGUCGGACCAGGGGCCCCACAUCAGCCAGGGCUGGGGCCAGGUGGUCCGGCUCCGGCACCUGUACGCCGUCAGGCCGGGACUGCACCUGCUGAUCAGCGGAGAUGGACAGAUCCACGGUUCCGCGGACCAGACUGUGAACAGUCUGCUGGAGAUCCGACCAGUGGAUCCAGGCUGUGUUGUCAUCAGAGGGGUAGAAACCACACGGUUCCUCUGUAUGGAAGAGGAUGGCAGGCUGUAUUCAUCGCACACCUACAGUAGAGACGAUUGCACCUUCAGGGAGCAGAUCCUUCCAGACGGGUACAGCGUCUACAUCUCUGACAGACACGGAGCUCUGCUCAGCCUGGGAAACCACCGGCAGAGGCUGCAGGGUUUAGAUCGAGGCGUUCCAGCUCUGGCCCAGUUCCUCCCCAGGAUCAGCACCCUGGAUAAGACCUUGCCCUCUAAACCGGCUGUAAAUCCUCAACAGCUGAGUGCAGUACAAACAGAAGAACCUGUGGAUGCCAUGGAUUCGUUUGGAAAGCUCUCUCAGAUCAUUCACAGUCCCAGCUUCCACAAGAGAUGAGACAACAGUUUUGAAACAUCUGUUAAUAUAAGUGUCCUGGGGCUUCCAUGCACUCCUCCUUGCAUGUUGUAAAACCAGGGACUCGCUGCUGGUCUAGUAAGCCUGCACCAGAAUAGCUGCCAGCACUGUUCAGUCAGAUGUGACCAAACAAAAUGCAAGUGCAGUGUCCUGCAGACUGGAAAGCGAUGCCUGUAAAGAGUGUCUAUCCAGUAAUACUCCAUUUACUGAUCAAACACUGGGCGUGUGCUCACUCUUCCUCCCUGAAGAAAGCCAAGGACAAUGGGAGGGGUGUGUUUGCUUGGAACAAAAAGAAGGGCACCACCGACCACCGAAAAACAAAGAGCAGGACCUUCAAACACAGGGAAAAGGAAAUGAUGCUUCUCUGGUGUUUCUGGUUCGAACAGACGAUAAGCAUAUGUUUACUAUGUUCCUGUAACAUGACGAGAGGGGUUUCAUGUAUAUUUCUUCCCUCUAUUGACAAUGAGAAAAGACUGAGUUAUAUGUAGGUAAAGAUCAUAAUGUUGAUAAAAUAACAGUGGGAUGGUGUGGUAAAAAGUUAGGCAAAAACAUUAUUAUGCUACAGUUUUAUACUACAUUUGCUGUAUUUAUUUAGUAUUUACAAAUGCUACUUUUCAUUGUAUAUGUAGUCCAACAGUGCUCUUCACCCACUGAUCAGUUAACCACACAUUAAAGAAGCUAAUCUGGAACACUGGAGGAAUCAAACCAAAACUCAAAACUAAUUUUACUGCUAUCUGGCCCUAAACUCUGAAUAAAAACUGGCAGAAUAUAUCUUUACUGUCAGAGAUAGAAAGCAGAAACAGAUACACCAAAUACAAACUCCAGGACCACAGUUGAGCCACAGACGAAGAACGAAACAAGAGCUCAUAGCUACAAACAGAACAAAGAGUGUGUGGUCUCUGUGUGACAGAGGUGCUCCUCAUCUUAAAAUGUAAUAUACUAAUAAAAGGACUGCCUUAGGACACUGGA
Messenger RNA from Amphiprion ocellaris (clown anemonefish), 1801 nucleotides. RefSeq names its product fibroblast growth factor 19 (gene fgf19). Gene Ontology annotation, biological process: positive regulation of cell population proliferation; regulation of cell migration; positive regulation of protein phosphorylation. The record is from RefSeq and is a predicted model, not a curated record. The coding region runs from base 182 to 814 and encodes 210 amino acids. Lineage: Eukaryota; Metazoa; Chordata; Actinopteri; Pomacentridae. Gene Ontology annotation, cellular component: cytoplasm. Gene Ontology annotation, molecular function: fibroblast growth factor receptor binding; growth factor activity. The transcript has 3 exons.